CAGAGUUUAGGUCAGCGACUGUAUGUCAUGGUAUGCAACUAUUAGAGGAUGAGGUGAAGGUAUCAGUGGAUGAAAUGAUCAUGCCAGAUGCCUCGGUUCCACUGUCCACGGAAGAGAUUUUCACUGUGGAACAAGCAUAUAAGUCGUUUAUCACUUGGCCUAAAUUUUUGGUUAAACCAGUUUCUGACCCCUCGACGCAGGAACAACAGAAGAUUCCUCUAUCUGAGGAUGACCCUCUUUCUUCAUUGCAUCUACUUGCUGACAUCCUUGAUGAUAAGCCUUUGGAGGUUCAGUAUGAUGCUAAUGUAUUUGGGCAUGGCUCUGAGGUCCCAAUAUACCUUAAUAGCCAAGAUGUCCGUGAGCUUGCGUCGGGAACACAAGAGUUGAAUAUUUCAAUUAUUCAACUAUGGACGAUGUAUAUGUCUGGGGUCACUAAUAAGUUGGGGCGUUCUGAUGAUUAUGGAUUCAUUGAUCCCCAAGACAUUCAUGAAUCAAAUGAUUUUGAUCAUAUCAACACGAGAAUGAUAAGCAGUUUUCGAAGGGGCAAGAAAAUAUACUUUUUGCCUUAUAUAUCCGGGCGCCAUUGGCAACUUCUUGUUAUGUCUGUGCAAGACAACUAUGCUUUGUGGUUCUGCUCAUUGCACAGGCCUCCUCCCACACAACUCAGACAAGCAAUUGAUUGUUCUAUUCCAGCAAGUAUGAUGAUGGACGGGAGAUCAAUUGUUAAGAGUAGAAAGAUUGCUUGGAUUUCUCUCAAGUGUAACAGACAAAAUGGGUCAUAUGAGUGUGGAUACUAUGUAAUGUAUUGGAUGACCCAUAUUGUUCGUUCUCACAUCACAAGAAGCUGGGAAACGAGAUUCAAGACUACUACACCAGUUCCUGAGAAGUCACUACUAUUCAUUAGGAACGCUGCUGCGAAGUAUAUAGUUAGAUUAUACAAUAGCUCUUAGAUUUAGAUUUAAACAAUGCAUUUGAUUAGAUAGAAUUUUCUUAGACUCUCUACUUUAUUUGAUG
Vigna angularis (adzuki bean) is the source of this 1014-nucleotide messenger RNA. RefSeq lists its product as uncharacterized. Bases 33 to 950 code for a protein of 305 amino acids. Gene Ontology annotation, molecular function: deNEDDylase activity. The record is from RefSeq and is a predicted model, not a curated record. The transcript has 7 exons. Lineage: Eukaryota; Viridiplantae; Streptophyta; Magnoliopsida; Fabales; Fabaceae.